AUGAUUGAAGAUUCUCAAUACUUCCUCGUUUGCGCAAAUUUCAUUCGUCUUCGCAUUACCGAUGUUGUAGUCAUUAAAAAGAAGUUCGCUUUGCUCCAAGAAAACACGACAUUACAACCCCCAAACAGACGAAUAUGUUGCUGGUCGUAUAUUCCGAAGUUCCUUUGGAGAGUCAAUUUAAAUUCGAGUGAGUUUGUGUCAUUUUCAAGCAAUUGCACGUCGCUUUGGGGUGACACGCAAACAAUAAAAGAAAUAAACACACAACAACAAAGGCUUCGAAACGUGCGAGAGAAUGUUUAUGACACCUCAGUUCUUUUCUGUGAAGCGUUUUCAUUGUGCGUUUAA
Molecule: messenger RNA, 345 nt
Organism: Clunio marinus
Lineage: Eukaryota; Metazoa; Arthropoda; Insecta; Diptera; Chironomidae
Source: the annotation of a GenBank genome assembly